UCCAUACAUGCACAAGGCUCAUGAUGAACCUUUCCCCACCGCAGUUAGCGGCCAAAACUGUGCUCCGACGUGAUCAUUGGCUGAUUAUCGCCUUCUGCGCAGUAAUAGGCUUUCGAAAGGGCAACUGCGUGAAUGCUCGCUGCAGUGUCAAAUUCCCAAAGCCGGCCCAAUCCACACAGCGUGCACAAUAAGAAACCAUCCAGCUUGACUGAUGAUCUUGUGCCCGCGUAUACGUAAGUACGCGCACACAAAAUUGGUAAAGAAAGCCGCCUUGAUUUGCUUUUCUGGAGCAUUUCAGAUGCGUUCAUUAGAGAAAGUUCCCGUGCUUUCAUGGACGGUUACCAACCAGUCGAAUUUGCGAUGGAUGGAGCCACCUUGGGCGGAUGGUAACAGCCAUGAUCGACAGCGUGAAUGGAAAGCUUGAUACGAGAGGACGCUUAUCGCGACGGUCAAUUCAUUUU
Mycena citricolor is the source of this 461-nucleotide messenger RNA. NCBI's taxonomy places the organism in Eukaryota, Fungi, Basidiomycota, Agaricomycetes, Agaricales, Mycenaceae. The record is from the annotation of a GenBank genome assembly.